Molecule: messenger RNA, 1244 nt
Organism: Pieris napi
Lineage: Eukaryota; Metazoa; Arthropoda; Insecta; Lepidoptera; Pieridae
Gene: ccdc25
Product: coiled-coil domain-containing protein 25
Exons: 4
Coding region: 193-816 (207 amino acids)
Source: RefSeq, a predicted model, not a curated record
ACUUCUGUUUACAUCUAGAAGUAGAGAGUUAGACCUUAGAGAGUAGAGACUGAUAAGUGAUAACCAAAUUCAGACGAUCGUCAAAUUGUUGUGAAUUUAUUUGCGUAGCUUCAUUGCAUAAUUUCGUAACAUUUGAAUUUAGAACGUUAUUAGAAUUGUUUUGUGGUUAAAUGUAUAAUAUAUUAUAGUAAAAUGGUAUUUUUUUUUACAAGUAACGUGGUAUCGCCACAGGUUACUCUGUUUAUGGGUGCCGACAAACAUGAAAAUGAAGACUUGAUUAAAUGGGGUUGGCCAGAAGAUGUUUGGUUUCAUGUUGACAAAGUAUCAUCAGCUCACGUGUAUCUCAGGUUAUCGGCUGGUCAAACUAUAGAUGAUAUACCCAAUUCCGUUCUUGAUGAUGCAUGUCAACUAGUUAAGGCUAACUCCAUUAUGGGCAAUAAAAUGAAUGACAUCGAUAUUGUGUACACAAUGUGGUCAAAUUUGAAGAAAACCCCUAGCAUGGAGGUAGGUCAAGUUGCAUUUCAUAAAGAUAGAGAUGUAAGAAAAGUUAGAGUGGCUAAAAGAUGUAAUGAUAUAAUUAAUAGACUUAACAAGACUAAGAAAGAAGCAUUUCCUGACCUUAGACAAGAAAGAGAAACAAGAGAUAGAUCAGAAAGAGAAGACAAAAAGAAAGUUUUGAGAGAAAAGAAAGAAAAGGAAAAGGAAGAAGAAAAGCGGAAGAAAGAUGAAGCAGAGCUCAAAAGUUACUCUACAUUAAUGAAACCUGAAAAUAUGACAACAAAUUAUGAUGGCAAUGAUUCUGAUGACUUUAUGUAGUACUUACUUACUCUCCUGAUUCUUUUCUUUAAUAUUUUUAAGUUAUUGCUAACUGAAAUACUUUCAUUUCUGUCUCAGUUCUUGAGCAUCCAAUGUUUGCAGUUGGGUGUGUCAACUUUGGAUUUAUUUAUAUAUUUAUAAGCUUAGUCAUUGUGGAGAUUGGGCUGCAAUACUGAGACAUUGAAUAAAGCCCACUAUUUUUAUUAAACCCAUUAAAUUUAAGUAAUUAAAUUAAAAAAAAAAUACAAUACAUUUUUGUAUUCGAAGAAAUGAAGCUCAAUAUGAGCAAAUAAUUUUAGGCCAAUUAUGUUUUAUCCAAAAUACUUUUACACUUGAUAGUUUUCUUUUCAUUUUAUUUACAAUAUUUUUGUAAAAGAUCCUUACAAUUGCCUAUAUCAAUAGAAGCUAUUAAAGUUCAGGUGUUAUUU